This is a messenger RNA of Polyodon spathula (Mississippi paddlefish), 2327 nucleotides long. It is a transcript of the gene ncf4, whose product is annotated as neutrophil cytosolic factor 4. The coding region runs from base 669 to 1274 and encodes 201 amino acids. The record is from RefSeq and is a predicted model, not a curated record. The transcript has 8 exons. Lineage: Eukaryota; Metazoa; Chordata; Actinopteri; Acipenseriformes; Polyodontidae. Gene Ontology annotation, molecular function: superoxide-generating NADPH oxidase activator activity; phosphatidylinositol binding; protein binding. Gene Ontology annotation, biological process: phagocytosis; respiratory burst; superoxide anion generation. Gene Ontology annotation, cellular component: NADPH oxidase complex.
UCUGGUGAAAUGCCCCUGCCAGUAAGCAUUGCAGCCUGCCUGGCUCCGGGUAACUGAAAAGCAACUGGUUGUGCUUAUGCGACAGCAAUCUGGCGUGUGUGUUUUCUUCCCAUGCUCUGAUAUGAAGGAGUCGUAUACAAAUCUUUCGAGAUUUAAUAGAGGGAAACGGAUACUGGCAAUGGCAGCAGUCUCUUUAUCCACGACUCCUCCAGUACACGUUGCGUUGCAAAGAGAGACGAUUGCGAGUGAAAUGGAGCGCAUUGCCAUUACAUUAGCUCUUGUUCCCAAUUUGCUUAACCACGGUUGCAAUUUAAAAAGAAAAAAAAGAAAGAAAAAAAAAAGGGGGGAAGCGUUUGCUUAACGUUUUGUAGAUGUUAACGUUUGACAUUCUCGCUCUAAAGACUGUUUAACCCCGUAUUUUGCAAGGCUGGUGAUGCAAACGAAGUUAAAGCGUGCAACUUCAAACUGGUUUUUCUGUUUCCUUUUUAAAAAUGUGUCGAGUUAUUGCACAAAACCGCAACGAACGACCAGGCUGAUGUUUCGCACACCCCUCCCUGCUUUGUGCAGCUUUCACUUCCCUGAUGGUUUAGGAAGCGGGGUCGCUUCUCUCUGCGUUUUGGCUCCGGUGUCGUCCUGCUGUUUGGCGGCGACAGCUUGCUCUCGGAAAGAUGUCUCUUCCUCGACAACUUCGAGAUGAAAGUGACUUCGAUCAGCUGCCCGAUGAAAUUCCCAUCUCUGCUGCCAUUGCAGACAUCGAAGAGAGGACAGGAUUCUCUGCGUACUAUGAGUUUGUCAUUGAGGUGAAAACUAAAGGAGGGAGGAAGUACUUCAUAUACCGGCGCUACAGCAGAUUCUUCACCUUGAAUGAGAAGCUGCUGGAGAAAUUCUCCUCUGAAAACCAGACAGGCCGCUAUACUUGUCAGCUCCCCCCUCUUCCAGGGAAGGUUUUCAUGGGGAAUAAGCAGGAGAUUGCAGAGAAGAGAAUCCCAGAGCUCAACUCGUACAUGAAGAAGCUCCUGUGCCUCCCCACCUGUUUAACCUUACACGGAAGUGAGUGCUUCCUGAGGCCCAGCCUGAGCGCCAGGCCCCUCCUCCACAACACUGCUUCACCAAACAGCAAAACUACAAAAGUGAAACAAGAUCUUCUCUCAUCUCCUAGAGCUGAGGCGAUGUUCGAUUUCAAUGGGACCGGGAAGCUGGAGCUGAGUUUUCGGGCUGGAGAUGUGAUCUUCCUGCUUCAGAGAGUGAAUGCAGACUGGCUGGAGGUGAGCUGAAGGGGAGAGAGGAGGAGGAGGAGGAGGGGGAGGGGGCAAUGGAAAAGGGAGGGAGAGAGCGAGAAGGAUGGGGAGGGGGAAAGAAAGAGCAGAGGGGGAGUCGAGGAAAGAAGGGGUGGGCAAGAGUGAUGUGAGAGGAGGGGGGAGUGAGUAAGUAGGAGGAAGGGAAAAAAGGAGAGCGAGAUAGGGUGGGGUAGUGAUGGAGGAAAGGGUGAAACAGGAGAAUGGAAUUGGAGAGUGAAUAGCCUCCGUCUGUGCUGGUGGAGCAGGGGAAAGAUAGGGAUGCUCAAACUCUCUGACCAGCCUCCCUCUGCUCUAUGCUGGUGGAGCAGAGAGAGAGAAAGGGAGGCUCUUGUACUGUCUGACCAGCCUGCCUCUGUGCUGGCGAAGCAGAGAAGGAGAAAGGGAGGUUCUUCUACUCUCUGAGCAGCCUCCCUGUGCUGUUGAAGCAGAGAAGGAGAAAGGAAGGCUCUUAUAUUCAAGUUAAAUUCAGGGUUGUAUUCCUUGAAGAAAACAAGAAGCACUUAUAGGAUCAGGCUCAUAAAAACGGUUGUGGAAAAUGACUUCAUAUCCACAAUGAUCAGGAGAGGGGGUAAUGAAUAUAUGAAAAUAUAGAAGCAUUCGUUUUUUAAUUUUUUUUGUUAGCAGUAGCCCUUCAUGAAGAAAGUCAAGUACAUUCAUGUAUUCUGCUGAGUUAGCUGUAUGAAGCUUUUCUCCCCCCAAAGUAUAUUAGGCAUCGACUGUAAAAAAAAAAAAAAAAAAAAAAAAAAAAAAAAAAAAGGACAGAAAUUGGAUCAGAGUGACCUUUUAGCACCUUUUUGCAGAGGUAACAUUCUGGACAAGAGCCACCCAGCUGUGCCUGUAGUGUGUCGCAGUGAUACAUGAAUGAGAUGAGCGAAGCAGGGGCAGCUGCUUACUGAUGGCAGGGCUCGAUGCCAUUGCUCGUUCUGGUUUAGCGGACAUAAAAACAGCCCUUUCAGAUGCAUUAUCUUAAAUUCUAUUAGCACUAGCAACAUUAUCGUUGCCCCCCCCCCCCCCCCCCUCCCCUCCCCU